Messenger RNA from Bactrocera dorsalis (oriental fruit fly), 3784 nucleotides. RefSeq lists its product as uncharacterized. Gene Ontology annotation, cellular component: neuron projection membrane. Bases 1596 to 3026 code for a protein of 476 amino acids. Lineage: Eukaryota; Metazoa; Arthropoda; Insecta; Diptera; Tephritidae. Gene Ontology annotation, biological process: synapse organization. The transcript is spliced from 7 exons. The record is from RefSeq and is a predicted model, not a curated record.
AAAAAUUAAGAAAAAGAAAUUAAAAAUAAAACACUAAAAAUGCAUGAGAUAAAUCAAAUACCACAACAGCAUAAGUAAUCGAGCGGCAUGUUUCACUAAAAUAUUUUUUCUCGCUCCCCAAUGGCAAACUAAACGCCAAAACGUGCAGCAAGUGAAGUGAAAGCCCAAAGUGCGCGACAAUUCGGAAUAAAACGCUUGCAAAUUAUGCACAAUUGCUCGGGAAUUCAAAUAACGGGCAACCGCACCAAAAAACUGAAAAAUUUGCCGAUUAUAAAAACAACAGAAAAUAAAAAAUCUAGUGCAGUGAGUUGUGAAAAUGCUUUGGCAGGCGAAAACUAGUGAAAUUGUGCUGACUGCGCUGACUACGCGCUGCUGCAAUAGCACAAACAACAACAUUGUCGGGCUGCCAUAGACAUUGCGAACUGUUGUCGUCGUCGCGAGUAAACAAAACUACGCACGCGUGCGUUUGUCGGUUUGCCUGCGACAUUUCUGUGCAUACACAAGUGACUGCGACAGCAUAACGGGAACGUGAACGCGAACGCGCUUAGCAUAAAUAAAAUAUUCUCGAUAAUUUCGAUGCAUGAAAUUUGAAUGAGGCAAGCAAACAAAAAAAAAAAAAAACAAAAGAAAAACUAACACAUACAUACAAACUAACAGAAGUACGUGAAAUAAUAUUUUUGUGCAUGAGUGUAUGUGUGUAUUUGUGCCACUGAAGUAGUGCUAUGUUGUUGUAAAGUAGUUGUUGUAUGCAACAUUUCAACAUUUUCCAAAACUGAAACUGACAGUAGUGACAACAUUGCAAACAAGUGGUAACGCAAAAAUUACAACAACAAAAAACUCAUUUGCAAACAGCUAACACAAGCACCAAAUGCGCUUGUGUAUGUGUAUGUGUCUGUAGUAGAUGAAAGCAGCUGCCAGCGCCGCACGAGUGACUCACCGCCUGCCAAGCAGCGCACAAGUUACCGUUAGAGCAUAUUAAAAAUGGGCAUGUGUGCAUAUAUUUGCAGAAAAAUGAAUAGAGCGUUGAAAUGUAGCAGCUGCUGCUGAAAUAUGCGCAGCUGUAAUCGUGUGUGAGCCAACCGACACAGUCGUUGUCAUAAAAGCGACAUUCGAAACUCAAAAAAAAAAAAAAAAAUAUCUAAAAAUAAAAAGAUAUUGACAUUAAAAUUUCAUAGCGCACAUGCAAAAUGCUAAAAAUUUCGAAUCGUCGCAACAGUGUCAAUGCCGUGCAAAAUGUAAACAAGCAAAUCGCUUUUCCCCCGCCAAACAACAGUGAAGCGUUACGCUUGACCUCUGCGCUGACCAUGUCAACAAGCAACUACGGAGUGUAAACCAAAAAGUUGCCAGUGAGCUAGAAAAACAAAACGGUAAAUAAAAACGCUGAAAAAGUUUUGCGCUGAGCCACGAGUGAAAGUGAAAGUCGAAGUGCAAGUUCAACAGUAGCUGCAAAUAAUUGAAAACCUUGAAAAUAAAUUAAUUGAAAUAAGCUGUGAGUGCCCGCUAACGCCCAGUGCGCUGAAGCGAAACGCGUUUAAGGCAGUAACAGGAAAAAAAUAUUUUAGUUAAUCAAAAAAAGUUAAACAUCAGCAGUCAACAUGCUGCCGCAGCGUUGCCUCUGUGGCAACAACUUGCUGCGCAUCACCAUGAUGGUAGUGUUCGGCUUGGCAAAUCUAAAUAAUGGUCUUACAUCGUACGUCACGCAGGACAACAUUAAUAAUGAACUACACCGAAAUAUAAAUCAAAAUUUAAUUAUGUCGCCCGCGUCGGCCGGCAUUUCCGGUCCCAUUGUGACGAGCAAUUAUAACGGGCCUGCGCCGCAGCCGCCCGCCCAGCCAGCCCCCGGCCAUGGCAGUUUCCACGGCAGCUACAGUGCCGCCUACACAGCUUCAUCAGAUAUGCCUUAUCCGCCCUCUUCCAUUUCGGCGUCCUCAUCGUAUCACCAACACCAACACCAGCAACAGCAACAACAGCAGCAGCAACAGCAACAGCAGCUGAAUCUACAACAACCAUACCAUCAAACAAGUGGGAGUAGCAUAACAAGUUUUGAUUCGGCAAAUGUAAUUGAUGAGCGACACCAACAGCGGCACACCCAUCAACAUCAACAGCAGCAACAACAACAGCUACAGCACUUGGCGCGCCCACUGCACAAAGUGAUUGGCGUGGGGCUUGGCGGUGCUACUGGUAGUGGUGGUGUUGGUGGGCUUGAGCACAACAGCCUCGGCGAGGCGACGCUGGACGGCUCAGCCGAGAGCGCCAACGCCGGCUUGGAGGAGAUCUACGCCGCGCCCAUGUACUUCGGCACGGAGAACUCUACAAUUGUGACGACGCAAAUUGGCGCGUCCGCACAUAUACCCUGCACUGUGCAUCACAUUGGCGAUGGUGUGGUAUCUUGGAUACGCAAAAAAGACUAUCAUCUACUGACAGUGGGACUGACUACCUACAGCAGUGAUGAGCGAUUCAGCGCCACGCAUUUGAAGCAUUCCGAGGAUUGGACGCUGCAAAUAAAAUUUGUGCAACUACGUGAUGCGGGCGUCUAUGAAUGUCAAGUGUCAACCCAUCCGCCCACAUCAAUAUUUCUGCAUUUGAAUGUUGUCGAAGCGCGUGCUGAAAUCUCUGGACCGCCAAUACGCUAUUUGACUCCAGGCUCUACGCUGCGCCUACAGUGUCGCGUUGUGCAGAAUACGGAGGCGUCCGAGUUCAUAUUCUGGUAUCAUGACAACCGCAUGAUCAACUAUGACAGCGAUCGGGGCAUCAAUGUUUCGACGGAGCCAGAUUUUCAAUCAUCGGAGUUAACAAUACAACGCACACGCCGUGAACAUUCCGGAAAUUUUACCUGCGUAGCCAGUAAUACACAGCCUGCAAGUGUGUUGGUGCAUAUUUUCAAAGGUGAUAAUCCAGCAGCGAUGUAUCACGGUCAUGUGGGCGGAUCGACUAAAUCAUAUCAAACGCAUUUGCAUGGCAUUACGGCCAUAAUAGCCAUGGCUUACCGAAUAAUACAAACAUAUGUGCAUGUUAACCUGGCAUAAUUACGCUGACUAGCGGCAACGACAAAAGGAGCCAGAAAAACAGCAACAGCGAGGAACACACAGCAGUUGAGGAGCGAAGCGGCAUUUUGGUGCACGAAAACAUUUCGACGCUGCUGCACAUAAAUAACACGUAUUUACUAACAAAAACACACAUGAGUAUAUACGAGUACACACAUACAUACAUACUGUAGGUAUUUAUAUGGCUAGGCAUUUAAGUUGAAUAAAGCAUCUAAUAAGGCAUAAUGUAAGCGGACAUACUGUUAGUUGGUCAUGAGUUCACGGGUGCUUGAGCGUUUUGGGUGCUUGCGUUUGAUAGUGUGAAUGUGGGGCAAUUAUAUUGCAUGUGUGGUGGUGUGGGUGUGAGCGAUAAAUGUAAGCAUAGAAAGUCGUAUAGUAAAAAAGAAAUGAUAUGAAAUAGACGAUUUAGCGAUGAGAUCUGAAUACAUAUAAAAGCGAAGUUAGUUAUAUGAAUAUACAUAGAUGAGUAUAAAUACAUAUACGGUAGGUGAAAUCUGCGCGUGUGUUGGCAUAGAAUUUGAGGGUAUGAAAAUAUAACAAAUUAAUUAAUACAAAAUGGUGGAAAAGUAAAAUUAUUGCAAGUUUCUGUGUGUGCGUGUGAAAUAUGUGCUUUUCUAAAAAUUAUGGUUAUAGAAAAAUUAAAAAAAAAAACUUAGCAGAAAAUAGUAUUUUUUUAAUAUUUAAAUAAUUUUUUUGAAAAUUUAUUUUGAAAAUUUUCGAAAUAUUUUAGAUUAAGAUUU